Pecten maximus is the source of this 2018-nucleotide messenger RNA. RefSeq lists its product as uncharacterized. NCBI's taxonomy places the organism in Eukaryota, Metazoa, Mollusca, Bivalvia, Pectinida, Pectinidae. Bases 7 to 1185 code for a protein of 392 amino acids. The record is from RefSeq and is a predicted model, not a curated record. The transcript is spliced from 6 exons.
UAUAACAUGUUACAGAGAACAUACAUUGUGCCCUCGACAUUGUCUUGCUGGCAGUUUCAGCAGUCUGUUGUCCUGGAAAACCUAAGAAACACAGGCAAAGACCUCAAACUUGGUGGGGAUGCUCGAUGUUCUUCGCCAGGCCACACCGCUAAAUAUGGAAGUUACACUUUAAUGGAUGUUGAAACUUCAAAGGUUAUUGACUUGCAACUAGUUCAGUCUAAUGAAGUGAAGAACUCUUACAAUAUGGAACUUGAAGGUCUGAAGCGGUCCCUGAGAUUUCUUGAAGAAGAAGGUGUGAGUGUGUCUGACUUGGUGACAGACAGGCACAGUCAGGUCAAGAAAUUCAUGAAGACGGAAUGCCCCAGCAUUAAUCACUGGUUUGACGUUUGGCAUGUGGCAAAAGGAGUCUACAAAAAGUUGGAAGCUCUUGGCAAGACCAAAAAGUAUGCUUUGGUUGGACAAUGGGCUAGAUCAAUCAGCAACCAUGUGUACUGGUGUGCAGCCAGUAGUGAUGGAGAGGAGGAACUUGUGCGUCAAAAAUGGACCAGCAUCACCAAUCACAUAGCCAACAUCCACGAUGGUCAUGGGGACAAGUUUGAGAGAUGCCAGCAUGGAGAUCUGGAAAGGAAUUGGUUCAAGCCAGGUAGCAAAGCUUUGGGAGAAGUGGAAAAGAUUGUCCACAACAAACUGCUAUUGAAGGACAUUGGGAAACUGUCUCCAGGUGAACAGACAUCGAGCUUGGAAUCUUUCCACAACAUUGUUAACUUCUUCGCACCAAAGUCAACUCACUACUUUUACAACCAGAUGAAAGCCAGACUUUGCCUUGCUGCCAUGCAUUUCAAUGUGAAUUCAUCAAGAUCACAGGCAGUGAAGGACGGAAAAGGGCAAUACAGAGUUUCAUUUCCAAAAAGUAGGAAAGGGGAUCCAGUAGCAAAGGAAGUCAAAGUAAAGCAAAACUUUUGUUACAUUCAAGAGCUCAUGGAUGAAGUGGUCAUCAGAAGGGAAAUGUUUUCAACAUAUGACCAGGCCAAGAGAGCGUUACAACAGGAGCUAGACCCUGCCCCACCUUCAAUCUCUGGACAGAAGAGGGACGUCAUUCAGGACUACAACAGAGACAUUGUCAUUCAGAACAUGUGUAGGAGAUUCAAUUGUUAUGUUAGAAACGAGGAUAGUGGAAUCCGGUAAAUUGUUCUGAGGGAAAUGUCCUUCGAAUGGCAGAGACAGCACAAGAUGGAAUUACUUUUCGAUUCUUCUUGCCUAGAACUUUCCAUGUCCAUCUUAUAAAUCUUCUGUAGGCAACAAGACGAUAUGUUCUGAAAAAAGUAUACAUUUUAAUUAAACAUCAUUCAUCUGAUAUUAUUAAUCAAAAAAGCACAAUACCAAGGAACUUACAUGUACAUUCUGUAAUAGAUUUCAUGUGUAUUAACUAUAUUUUUGUAUUCAUUGUAUACAUGAUUCAUGAAAUAAAUUGGCAUGAAAACUGGACCAUUGAUAAUUUUUUUGGCAACAUUGAUGAAUAAAUGAUUGAAUGUUGGUUUUUGUUGAUCUCAGCCUCACUUACCUGUGUAUAUUUUCCUGUGGAACAUUUCCAUAUUCUUCUGCAAACUCAUAAAACGAUGUCUCUAACACAUGCAUAUUCAAGCAGUUUGCUGUAAAUCCUUCGUGCUGUGUUAUACACUCAAUGUUUUCUAACUUAUCUUGUAAAAUGUCAAUGUCAUGACAACAUUUUCGUUCCUCAACUGUAGGCAUAGAGAAACAGAAGCUACACGAACACCUGUUCAAAAGACAAUUGAAAUUUUGUCAAUGACACAAUUCUCGUUAUGUCAGAUAUGACGAAAUAACAGACAUUUUGUAAAGUAAUUAAAUUUCAUCUUCAAUUACACAUUGCAUUACUUGAAAAUAUGUUUUGAAUUGCAAUGCAUAUUUGCAAGAUUUCUUUUUAUUUCCCCAUGCCUGUACUUCCUAUAACAUUAUUCAACAAAAUCUAUGUAUAAAUAAACUUUAUGAUACGAAUUCAA